Messenger RNA from Pisolithus orientalis, 1768 nucleotides. Its product is annotated as cytochrome P450. The transcript has 16 exons. NCBI's taxonomy places the organism in Eukaryota, Fungi, Basidiomycota, Agaricomycetes, Boletales, Pisolithaceae. Bases 122 to 1648 code for a protein of 508 amino acids. Gene Ontology annotation, molecular function: iron ion binding; oxidoreductase activity, acting on paired donors, with incorporation or reduction of molecular oxygen; heme binding. The record is from RefSeq and is a predicted model, not a curated record.
GAUCGGGAGAAAGAAUGGAUUUGCAGGGGUCGCAGCAGGACACACCUUCAACCCACAUGACCUUUAGAAUAAAAGGCGUCUCGGGGUGUCUGUCUGUUUCUGCUCUUCGUGAAGAACAGCCAUGGUGGGGAUCCCUCCAGGCUUCGUCUACAUUGCACGUCAACUUCAUUGCCUAGUCCGUCCUCUGGCUCUCGCCUAUGCGGGCGUUAGGAUCUGGACAAUCGUGUUCGAGGAGCCAGCCCCCCGCUGGCUGAGGGUUUCCGUGUAUCUAUUUUCUAUCCCCAUGGCAGCGGCAUGCAGCGUCCUCCACGCCUACCUACGUGACAGGAGGGAAGCAGCACGUCGACGCGCUGUUCUUGCCCCGCGAGUGAAGAGUAUAUGGCCUGGUGGCCUCGACAUCAUCCUCUCAGUCGCUCAGGACUUUCGAAGUGGGCACAUCGGAUCACCGUUUGACCGAUAUUGUGAAGAGUAUGGUCCCGUCGUCAAUGUCAGGAUCAUGUUCGAGGAUCAGAUUUUGACGACAGAACCCAAACAUAUCAAAGCAAUUCUUGCUACCCAGUUCAGUUCCUUUGAAAAGGGUCCGGUGCUCUGGGACCAAGUAAACGCUUUACUUGGAACUGGAGUAUUCAACUCGGACGGCGAAAUAUGGAAGUUCCAUCGCUCGAUGAAACGACCGUUCUUUAGCAAGGACCGAAUUAGUCAUUUUGAUAUAUUCGAAAAACACGCCAAAGAUGCUCUCAACCAAGCAAAAGCUAGACUACAUGAGGGCUAUCCCGUGGAUUUCCAGGAUAUGAUCUGCCGGUUCACCCUUGAUUCGGCAACUGAAUUUUUGUUGGGGAAAUGUGUUAGUUCGCUUUCCGCUGGACUUGCCUAUCCAAAGAAUUCGACGUCCGGGAAAGACAAGGAUUGCACAGAUCAUCCUGCAAACGCUUUCGCCCGCGCGUUCUCUGACGCGCAAUCGAAUGUCACGUUCAGGGGUGGUUUCGGCACGUUGUGGCGGUUGGCUGAGUUCUGGAGUGACCGCGUCAAGAAGGACAUGGAGGUCUGUCACAGGUUCAUUGACCCCGUCCUCAAAGUCGCUUUGCAAAUGAAGAGAUCGAUGAAGGAGGCAGGGCAGGUGCGCACCGAGGAGAAAGGGGCUUUUGAAGAUACAUUGCUAGGACAUCUCGUUAACUGCACCGAAGAUCCCAUUGUCGUUAGGGAUGAGACUUUGAACAUCUUAAUGGUAGCGCGUGAUACUACGGCGUCUACCUUGACAUUCCUGGUUUACAUGCUCUCCCAACACCCGGACGUUCUGAAGCGGCUUCGUGCGGAGGUUCUCAGCACAGUUGGGAAUUCCAGAAGACCAACUAACGAGGACGUGCGAGACAUGAAGUAUAUGCGAGCUGCCAUUAAUGAAACUCUUCGUUUCUAUCCUCCCGUUCCAUUCAACGUUAGGACAAGCGUAGAAGCUGUGAUAUGGCCUAGCGUGAACGGGGAUUCGCCUAUCUAUAUCCCACCCAAGACGCGGACCCUGUAUUCUGUAUUCUUAAUGCAUCGUCGGAAAGAUCUCUGGGGUCCUGAUGCCGAAAUCUUCGAUCCAGAUCGCUUCCUCGAUGAACGAUUGAAGUAUCUAACGUCGAAUCCGUUCAUCUUUCUCCCCCUUUAAUGCAGGACCACGAAUUUGUCUAGGUCAACAAUUUGCAUACAACUGAAAUAUCAUUUUUCCUUGUCUGCCUAUUGCAAAAUUUCUCUUCCAUCACAUUAGCAGAAGAUGUCCAAAUUUGAC